Lineus longissimus is the source of this 4547-nucleotide messenger RNA. RefSeq names its product tektin-like protein 1. The record is from RefSeq and is a predicted model, not a curated record. Lineage: Eukaryota; Metazoa; Nemertea; Pilidiophora; Heteronemertea; Lineidae. The transcript is spliced from 7 exons. Bases 152 to 1459 code for a protein of 435 amino acids.
GCUCCACUGACGCUAAUCACAACACUUCGUUUAGCAGUAAAAUACAUGCUUUAUUCACUGCUACCGUUCGUAAUUUAGUGUCUGGGAAGUUGAUAGUUGAAGAGGACGGUCUGUUUAAUCCGAUUUCACCGUGAGGCUGCAAAAAAACAGGAUGCAGGCCACGAAAACGAUGCCAAUGGGGACGGCAACGAUUGGUCCUCAAAACUGGAGAAACUCCACAAUCAAGGAUAUCAAACUUUCACAAAACGUUGUGCAGCGAAGCGAUAAAAACUGUGACAUUGGUAGGUCGCUUGACCCACUGCCACAUCUAAGAGAAACAGUUGCAGAGCUCAGUAACGAUGAAGCGCAUAGACAUUUCCGUGAAACCCGGGCAGUGGUUGCCAAACUACGGGAAAGUUUACUUGACACGAAUGAAGAAAUCAAGUCACUCACGCGUGGAAAAGAAGCCUUAGAAAAAGCACUUGAACACAAAAGGAAGGAUCUUAGAUUAAACAAAGACAGCCUGGAUAUCAGAUUAUCAAGACCAGCCCGAGAAAGAGACCAAGAUGGAGCAGACGACCUCUUGAAUGCUGAACGUCAACAUCUCCUCAAUUUGAAGAAGAUCUUAGAAGCUCAGUUGAAACUAGUCCAACAGCAGUUACAGAAUGGGCGAGUUCCAACCCCGGUGCCAGUGUUAGACAGCGCCAGGAAGAGGCUCGCCACAUGUCUCAGGGAGCGUUCCCGCGUGCUCGAUCUCAUCUGCCACAACAUGGCGUCCGUCCCCCAGAGCGCACCGAACACGUACCGCUCCCCGCGGCCCGGUUCCCGCCUCGGUGGCUCCUUCAGCGCCCGCUUCGAGAAGCCAAUCAGCAAGGAUAAUCUCCCGCCCGCGGAUCCCCUCGGUUCGUUCACGCCCGAGGCGGAGCAAGCUCUACAGGAGGCCAAUGGCGCCAGGGCGAGGUCGGCGAUGUUGAGGCGGGAAUUGAACGAAGCGAUCAUGAAGACCGACCACCUCCAGAAAGCAGCACACGCGUCGGUCAACGACGGACUCCUGCAGAAGCUGUCGGAGACGGUUACUUUGAGGCAACACUUGAAUGUUGGCUCCGGAGAGAACCGUCAUGCUGUCCAUCGUGCACAGCGCUGGUACGAUGCAACGGAGAAGGCCAGGGGAAACGCUAUGGGUCCAGUAUGUAGCUCUGACCUGACGACAAGGGAGAAGCUCGAUAGGCCGAUCUUCCGCGUGUUCCAGAGACACCCGGGCACACAGAUGCCCGAGGCACAAGAAAUCGUCAAGGCUGGUGAUGGUCUCACCGAGUCACUCAUCGCAACCAACCGCAACAUCGGUCUACUGAAGCUGUCGCAAGCACGCCUUGCGGAGAACAUCCGCGACAAGAAGGAAGGAUACAGCGUCGAUUCGAGCGUCCUUCGCCUACGGCGCCGACGUGCCAACCACCGCUGGGCGAUGGGCGAGGCGUUUUAAAUCUGCGUAAUAUCUUCGAAAAUUUUAUUUUGCGUUCUGUUCCAUAGAUAGCAAUUCUCCAUGGUUACAAAGACCGGAAUAGUAAAGAUUGCGUACAACUGAGGUUGUAUUCAAAUUUCAAAAAUGAGAUCAGUGAUUUUGAAUAAAAUAUUUCAUUUCGUUAUGUCUGUGUCUUUCUUACAUCAUAUCAAUGUUGUACAUUUAUACAAUUGAAUAACCGUUUCGAAUUUAGAAAAAACACUUUUUGAACUAAGGUAUUAAUGUCUGUUUUCAUUCACUACUGUUGUAUGCUGAAGAGUAUUUACAUCUUAUUUGAAUCUUUGAUUAUUACAAGAUUCACUGGUUGAAGGGCCACGAGUGCAUUCGCUGGACAAGCGAUGGAGUUUGUCCUCUGGACAGGGGUACUCAAUUGGUAUUUGCAGUAAUGUCAAAGAAAUGCAUUAAGUCCUAUCACUACUAUUGUGAGUGAAAUCUACUGAAGGAGAUAAAGCUUAGUUGAGCAAGGUCAUAAGGCCCUAUGUACAAUCACUGCUGUUUUCUAUGUUUUCCAAUUAUGUAUUUUGAAGCGCUUGGUGCCUGACUUCUAAUAUCUGUGAUACUACUUACGUCAAGAAUUGAUACAGAUAACUCUUUAUUAAUUCUUACUUGCAUGUAUAUAAUUGAAUAUGUUUUCUGAAGUGGAGUGUAUUAUGUUGAUCUCAAAAGACCAGCAGCUUAAGGUUGUGAUGUUUUUCGAUUUGAUAUCAUUGAGCAAAUCUGGUUGAGACUUUAUUCAAUUUGUUAUAAUGGAGCAAAUUUAUGAUCUAGUGCUGACUUUUGACCAAGAUUCCAAGAACUCGUGGUUUGAGUUUAUUCAGAGCCAGUGUGAUCCGUGUGAAGAGUUUUAAUAUCAAGAUACAGUAUGCAAUUCGUGGUUGUUUCUUGGUUUUCAAGGAAUUCUCUGGGAUGGCAAGAGGACUUUUGCGCCGGCUUUUUAUGAAUAUAUCAAACUUUACAGUCUUGAAAAUGUGCUUCUUGGUUAGAUCUCUUUCUGGUUUUGUCAGUAUUAAACUCGAGAAGAAUAUACUUUGAUCUAUGUGUCUCCACUGCUUUUCAAGUUUUUGUUUUUGAUCGGUAGAUACAUGUAUGUACCAUAAAUUUAUCCUCGAAUUGUUGUAAUAAUCUUAUAAGGUUUUCUGUGUAAUCGCCAUCAACUAUACAUAUACAUAUAUACAUCACUUUUUCACAAUUCCGUCCCAAUAUUUUGUGAUAUUGAUCUAUUUGUUUUUAGUUGAAUGUAUCUUUCAAAACCUACAUCAAAUUAAUAUCAACAUCAUAGUGUAUAUCAUAAAAUGUGGUAGCAAAUAUUUCUCAAUUUUGAAUCAUGAGACAGAUUCGAACAAUUUGAAAUCUCGUUUUUGAUCGGCUCCGCAAAUUAACAUGAUUAAACAACCAAAGACAAACUGUGAUAAUAGAAUGCAUUUACCUUCUGCUUAUACCAAAACUUUAUCGACUUACAAAGCGCGGCUUCUUAAUUUUGUGCCAGUAAUAUUCCGUCCUACCAUACAAUCUUGAAAGAGACAGUAAACCAUCCACUAAAUUCUGGAUGAUCAUUUGUCGUCAUUUCUUAUGGUCUAAAGCAACAAUAUUAACAACAUGACAGGUCAUCGAUGUUCUUGGUGUUUUUCAUUACAAUAUAUCAAGUAUGGAAUGCCAUCCCAUUAUGAUUAGUAUGGAUUGCUAUCCCAAUAUAUGAGUAUGGAAAUCUAUCCCAAUAUGAUUAGUAUGAAAUGCCAUCCGUUAGAUAUCGGAUGGAAUUCCUUAUCAUGGUCAUAGGGUCCAAGAUCUUCUGGGAGGAACGAGAUGGGUUUGAAAUAUUGGGAUGUUGUCCAGUGUGGUGUACCACUUUAGUUAUUUACAUAGCCAAUGGUGUUGUUGUCGAUAUUUUCUAAUUGCUCUGUAAAAUGCUUGGUUUGGAGCAGUGGCUUAGUUCAGCAGUUUUUAGAGGCAGUAUCCAACUGGCCAAUCACCCCAAACAAACUUAUGAUCGUGAGCUUGAGGAUAGUAUUACAGAAGUUUGCCUGGUUCUCCCCAGUAACCAUACAAAAAUAGACAUGCUGCUUGAUUAUGUCAUUGGUAAACAGGUAGAUUCGAAGCAGAUCUGCUGGUAUACGGAGAUGAGUACUGCCUCUAAUGAACUGCAGUUUAGAAGGAGAAUUUGAGAGAUGGAACAAUGUUACGUUCACUUUUGUCUCAAUUCUAAUCGAAUAUGCAAACUUAUUAUUUGUGCAUAUGAUUGUAAAUAUCUAUAUACUUUUUUCUGUACUGCUGAUAAACAAAUUGAUCUACUUCGAGUUAAAUUUUUGUAUAUGUAUAAUUCAUAGUUUUUAGUGUUUAGGGUCAAGGUUUUAAGUUAGUGUGUCACCAAGCAAAUAUUUUCUCUUUUCGUUUGCCGAUGUUUUUGAUGUGUGUGGAUUUGUUUGAAAUAUCAGUUUUACUUCUGAAUUUUGUUCAGAUUUUGGAAAAUAUAUAUGAGUAUUGUGAUCUGUAUAUCAUUUAAUUUCUUUUAAUGAAAGUUUUUAAAUACGUACAAGUGUGUCAAGUUUAAAAUUCUGUAAUUUGCUGCUUAACCCUUUCACCGCAAAAAGAACUAUCUGGAUGAGUAGUUGGGGGUAAUUGUGGUGAUGGGUUAUUGCACCAUAACAGAUUUAUUCUUACAACAAAGCUGCUGAAACAAAAUUCCUCCAAAUUGCUGAUAUGAUACAUAGGCCUACUGCUGUUAUUGCUUUAUAAAAUGUUCAUCGCAUAAGGUUGAGACAGGGUCAAAUGCAGGAGGCCAAAGGUCUGGACAGGGUCAAAUGUAGGAGGGUCUAAAUUUCUGCUCACUUUUUCUGUGCUAUACUUUACAGAGUCAUCUGAUGUACAUAAGUGCCUUCACAAAUUCGUAUUCAGCCCCUUUAAUUCAGAUUUAAGUAAUAUGCCACUAGGCCAAUCUUAACAUGUACCAUGGGUAUUGUAACCAUGGGAACAUCCUACACAGAUUAAAUUCUCACUGUUUGCUUCAAAAUUUUUGUGUUUUUGUUUACCUUCUCAAAGUCCACAUGGUGAA